Molecule: messenger RNA, 999 nt
Organism: Durotheca rogersii
Lineage: Eukaryota; Fungi; Ascomycota; Sordariomycetes; Xylariales; Xylariaceae
Exons: 2
Coding region: 178-777 (199 amino acids)
Source: RefSeq, a predicted model, not a curated record
ACCAUAGUGUUUUUAGACGCCCCCCCCGGCCGACGUUCGUGGCGCUUUUGUCUAGAUCUGCGCACAAGGCAGAGGCACCUACCGGCCUUUUUUUAUCUCAAUCCUCCUUAGGAAGUAAUUAGGUAGUCUUAACGCUUCUUUGAGACUACCGAUUCUCCGACACAGGGUCACAUUAACAUGGAUUCAAAGCCAGAAGCUUCGCCUCCGUCAGUCGCUAUGGCCCGAGCCCAGGCUACAACCGCACCGCCGCCAAGUACGCCAGCAUCCAUCCCAGCCGUUAUCGUCCGGUGCGAGGGCGAGAAGAGUAAAUUCGCGCCUUGGUCCGCCACCGCAAUCAAGGCUGAUCACCCAGUCUUCUCCAAUUCCGUACCUCCCGUUCCCGGACGCAUCGAGAUCCCGCUGGUCCUGCACCGUGUCGGCACUCAGUCCGUAAACCAGGCCAGCCUCGACAACCAGAUCGCCACCUACCUCAACAUAGAUUCAGAGUCUGGGUUUGCCCCCCCGGCGUGGCAGUCCCGCGUCGGCACCGUGCUGGUGGCGCGGAAGGACGGGAAACCGUUGCUUCCCCACCAUCUGGAAGGCGUAUGGAUGUAUUGCGACCGCAUCCUGGACGUCUUCGGGGAAGGGGGAGGCCCGCCGACACGUUUUUAUACCAGACAAGCGUUCGAGAAGUGGUGGAAGGGCUAUUGCGAAGAACAGAAGCAGUUCCGGAAGGGGACCGGGGGCGAGGAGGACCCGGAUGAUUGGCGGGCGGUCAGGUCGCCCUACGAGAUGUAGAGUUUCAGAUCCCGAAUAAGAUCUGUAUUUGUAUAUUGUGCUAUCCCGAGAUCGUUACCAGAGAACUUGUACAGAGAGACAUCUGUUCAAAGGGAAGCAUAUGCCUUAGGUGCCUGGCUGCACUCGGGGGGCCGCAGCCAUGCUGUGUAGAACUUCCUCAAGCCCGAAGCAAGUUAGGCAGAAUGUUGGUGGCGAAUGAUGGUCCAGGCCCGUGCGGCCUAG